Pogoniulus pusillus (Red-fronted tinkerbird) is the source of this 3618-nucleotide messenger RNA. It is a transcript of the gene RGSL1, whose product is annotated as regulator of G protein signaling like 1. The transcript has 20 exons. Lineage: Eukaryota; Metazoa; Chordata; Aves; Piciformes; Lybiidae. The coding region runs from base 1 to 3618 and encodes 1205 amino acids. The record is from RefSeq and is a predicted model, not a curated record.
AUGCGCGGCCCCGCUGCUGCCGCCGCUGCCAGCUCCCGCUGCUGGUCGGACAGCGCCACCUGGUGCGGCGGCCCCGCUGCUGCGGCGUGCUGGGCGCGGGCAGCUCUCUGCCCCUCCGCUGCCCGCACCGGCUCCGCGCUGCGCACCGCUGCGUGCGCUUUAGCCUGCCGUGCGGGUGAUGGGAUGCGGCCGCAGCGACAUCGAGGGCCCACGACACCCAGCACAGCACAGCUGCCUUCUGUCGAUGGCCACAACAAGACAGCUCAGAGCUUCUUACCAAUGCAAGGCUGGCAGCGUCCACCCUGCAGCCCCACCUUAGGUGACUUUUCCCUGAAGGACUGCAGGGAAGCUCUGCGAGCCAUCCCGAGGGCUCACCAUGACAACCGUGUCACAAGCAACGGGACACUCCAGAACGCAUCCCCGGCACACAGCAGCAUGAUGGCCACUGCAGCCAUAGCCUCCACGGAGCUGAGGCUUCUGCUGAGAGAUGAGGUUUUUGUCGACUUUUUCAACGUAUUUCUGAACCUUCCUGUUUUUGGCCAGACACCCAUUUAUUUCAGCAGCACAGGCCAGUGGGACCUCUGGCCAGAGCUACCAAGCCACCUGGAUGCCAGCCCCGCGGCUCUGCUGGCUUGGCUGGAAAAGCACCGCCUGCCUCCCUUCUGCAAAUCCAGCUUGUGCCUCCACCUCGUCCUCUGCCAGAAGCUGCUGGGUUUCAUUCGGUCGGGGGAAGCAGCAAAACUGCUCAACUGGCAAAGUGCAGACCAGUGGCUGCUGGAGAAGUGCAUCAGUGGGAGCCAGGGCAUGUGGCACUUUCGAGCCUUCAUCCAAGGAACAGCAGGUGAGGAGCUGACCAACUUCUGGCUCACCACCGAAAGGCUCCUGGAGCUUGAUGAGUCAGAUGCAAGGCAGAGGGACCUCCACCUGUCCUUACUGCACAAGCUGAAAGCCACUCACCUGCGUGAAGGCUCCAGUGUCAUCACACUCUGCAGGACCAUCGUUGGGUCCCUGCUGAAAGCUGGACUUGUUCAGCCCAUCAGCACCAGGAGGGAGAUCCUAAGCAAGAUGCAGGAACGGGUUCUUUUUACAAUUCAGAGUUACUGGCUCCCUAAAUUCUUCAUCCACUGCAAGAUGAGCAUGGAGAAAGAGAAAUCGUGCCAGCCUCUGCUGCGGGAGUAUCAGGAGCGUUUAUCGUGGGGCACCUGGCAGGAGCCCUCGGGCUCUGCAGAGGAUCUCCUCACCAUGCACAUCAAAAGAAGCCAGGGAUUGUCAGGACCCUACUGCAGCAAGAAGGCCAAAGCAGACAUCUGGGCUCUGCUCAAGGAGGAAAGAGACUUCCAAGAGAGGAAGAUGCCCACUUUUUGGGUGCAGCCAGAAAGGCAGCCAGGGCCAGCUGGGAGCACAGGGGAAUCUCAGCUGGUUAAGAACGCUUUGGGAUGGGUUCCUCAGCAGCCAGAGCACCCUGCAAGCACUGCUCCAACUAAAUCAGCUGCCUUUGGACACAACCGAGGGGCAGCCUCUCCCAAUGGCCCUGAACCCGGUGCAGAGUGGGUCCCUCAUCUGAAAGGCCUCCAUGAAGGGAGAAUCCUCUGUAAUCUGCAUUCCUCUGCACCCCUUGUCCAGCUGCCAUCCCCGAGGAAGUCAGCCAAGACCUGGAGCUUCCUUCCUUGGGCCCUUCGUGCAGACAGCUGUGCAGGACGGCCCUUCAGGCACUUCUUGUGGCACCAGCACUGCUACGUGGAGGCUCUUCUCCUGGACCUCUGGCAUGACCUGGAGGAGUUUCUGCCUGUGGCGCUGGACCCCAGCAAAGAAAACAGCUUCUUCCUGCGGCAUUUGAUUGGGGAGAGGAUAUGCAAGACCUACCUGGAAGGGAGCACUGCUGGGCACCUUCCCCUGGGGACCAGGACUGUCAGGAGCUUGCAGAAACAUCUGAUGUGUGGAGAGUUCUCCCCCUGCAUCUUCAAAGCCCAGAGGGAGAUUUGCAAGGUGCUCUGCUGCUUCUAUGAGGAAUUCCUGGCUGCUGAUGACAGGACCUUCCUUCAGUUUAUGUCUCCACAGAGCAGUGCCCCAGCGCCUGAGGAGCAAGGCCAUGCCCUUGGGAAAGAGGAACAUUUCCUCCUCUUCCAGCGACUGAAUGGGUCCCUGAAGCUGAGCCAGGCCUUGCAUGGCACAAGGGACUUGGAGGGUCUCUCCUCUGAGCACUGGCAAUUAUUGGCCACUCAGGACCUCAGUAAAGGGGGCUUCCUCCUGGCAGAGGUGGAAGUUCUCUGCAGGACAGGUAAGAGGCAGCUCUGCCUUUCUGCCAGGGCUCACAGCGACACAGCACACAUCCUGCACCGGCACUUUGUGAAAGUACUGCACAACCCUGCCCACCUGCAGUACUUCAAGCAGUUCCUGGAGGAGCGUGGUGCAGACAAACCGCUGCGCUUCUGGAUGGCUGUGGAGAAGCUGGUCAGAGACACCAGCCCCGAGAGAAAGAGAUUCCUGCUCAGCAGCAUCAUCCAGAAUUAUUUCCAUGGUGAAAUCCCAGCUGAGGAGCAGCUGGACUGUGACUCCUCUAUCAUCAGUGAAAUACGCGAGGCCGAAGCAGUCAGCCCCUCCCUGGUGAUGACAGCACAGGUCCUUGUCCAGAAAGCAAUGGAGAAACGAUGGUUUAAAGAGUACCAAGACUUGUUCCCCCCAAGUGAGACGCAUAAGCCUAACCUUCAUCUGCGGCGUAGGAUGGAGAAACUCAGGACAGACAAGCUGCGGAGCGCCUGGUGCGCCAUUCGCGACCUCAUCAGGAGCCUCUGCAAGUUCCGCAGGGAGAUGCACAGCGCCGAGCGCCGCGCCGAGUUCGAGGACUUUCUCCGCCGAGAACUGGGAAACGAGGAGGAAAAUGUGCCGGUGGGCUCAAGGCAGAGCAGCAGCACCACCCUCAGCAGCCCAGCGGACAAAGCGGCACCAGUGAGACGCCUCAUGUUUAACAGGCAGCUCGUCACCGUUAACUUCCUCGUGGAUGACCUCCGCUUCUACCUGGAGAUUGACAAGUUUUCCAGUCUGGCUGACUCAGUUGAAGCUCAGGCAGCCCACAACAUGCAGACAGGGAAGCAAGUUGCCUUCCUCAAAAAGAAAGCUGCCAUCAUCAGCAAACUCUUCCUGAGCUCCGACAUUCCCCCCAGAUUGCGGGUAAAUAUCUCUGAAGAAGAGAGAAAAUUCAUCUGGAGCUUAUCUUCUAAAGGGAUACUGAACCGUGCCCUCUACCAUAGGGCCAAGGUCACCAUCUUCCCCAUCCUGAUGCACUUCUGGAGAAGGUUCUGCCACUGGAAGGUGAUGAGGAGCUUUAGGGUGUCUGCGACAGACAAGGUGCCAACCUCUUUGCCCAGCACAAGAGUCUCCUCCAAAUCAUCUGACAUGUACAGUCCAGGCGACCACACAGUCAUCACCUUCUCACUCCAGAAAGGGAUCCGGAUCCUGCUGCCAAAGCCCCAGAAGGAAACUGACUCCUCAGAGGAGAAGGAAGUAAAAUCCCCAGCUGCAGCCCCCCUCUACACCCUGAACACCCCCAACCAGGAGCACACGUCCUUAUUGCUCAUCUCCCAUCACCCAGACCCUGCCUCCAUCAGCAGCAACCACUGA